AUGAGACCAAAACGACAGACAAUUCUUAUUAUCAACGAAUACACCGCAAGAAGAAAGCCGAAGAGGAGAAGAGAGCCGAAGAGGAGAAGAGAGAUGAAGAGCAAUAGAGAGCCGGCAGAACAGAUAAUUCUGGAGAACUACGCCUUUCCCGGAGUUUUGCUCAUCGGAACCGAUAGUCACACCGUAAACGGCGGCGGAUUAGGCGGUCUAUGCAUUGGUGUCGGCGGUGCCGACGCUGUGGACGUAAUGGCUGACAUUCCGUGGGAACUGAAGUGUCCGAAUGUGAUUGGCGUUAGGCUGACGGGUAAACUGAGCGGUUGGACCUCUUCUAAGGAUGUGAUCCUUAAAGUGGCCGACAUAUUGACAGUAAAGGGCGGAACCGGUGCUAUUGUCGAGUACUUCGGACCGGGUGUGGACUCGAUCUCAUGCACGGGAAUGGGAACCAUAUGUAAUAUGGGCGCAGAGAUCGGCGCCACCACUUCUGUGUUUCCCUACAACAGCCGAAUGAGAGACUAUUUGGCGGCCACUAAUCGCGAGGAGAUCGCCGACGCGGCCGAUGGGAACAAAGACCUGUUGACCAGCGAUUCCGGGUGUAAAUACGAUCAGGUGAUUGAAAUCGAUUUGUCCACUUUGGAGCCGCACGUGAACGGACCGUUUACUCCCGAUUUGGCGCAUCCCAUCUCCAAAUUGGCCGCAAACGCCAAAGCGAAUGGAUAUCCCAUCGAUGUUAAGGUGGGACUCAUCGGCAGCUGCACUAACAGCAGCUACGAAGACAUGAACAGAUCGGUCAGUAUUGCCAAACAGGCGAUGAAACACGGCUUAAAGUCUAAGUCGAUAUUCACUGUAACGCCCGGUUCGGAGCAAAUCCGCGCCACCAUUGAGAGGGACGGACAGGCGGAAGAGUUGCGCAAAUUUGGAGCUCUUGUAUUGGCCAACGCUUGCGGUCCUUGUAUUGGCCAAUGGGAUCGUAAGGAUGUGAAGAAAGGCGAGAAGAACACAAUCGUCUCGUCCUAUAACCGCAACUUCACGGGUCGUAAUGACGCCAAUCCGGCCACUCAUGCGUUUGUCACUUCACCCGAAUUGGUGACCGCACUCGCGAUCGCCGGUCGACUGGACUUUAAUCCUCUCAAAGACGAACUGACCGGCGCUGACGGCAAGAAGUUUAAACUGGAUGCGCCCACCGGUGACGAGUUGCCGUCGCGUGGCUUCGAUCCCGGACAGGACACAUAUCAGGCGCCACCCGUUGACGGAAAGGGCAUUUCUGUGGACGUCGACCCCAAGAGUAAACGCUUACAACUGUUGGCCCCGUUUGACAAGUUUGAUGGAAAGGACUUAACAGAUAUGGUUGUCCUCAUCAAAGUGAAGGGCAAGUGUACAACAGAUCACAUCUCAAUGGCCGGACCGUGGCUUAAAUAUAGGGGUCAUUUGGACAACAUCUCCAACAAUAUGUUUAUUGGGUUUGUGGGACUCAUCGGCAGCUGCACUAACAGCAGCUACGAAGACAUGAACAGAUCGGUCAGUAUUGCCAAACAGGCGAUGAAACACGGCUUAAAGUCUAAGUCGAUAUUCACUGUAACGCCCGGUUCGGAGCAAAUCCGCGCCACCAUUGAGAGGGACGGACAGGCGGAAGAGUUGCGCAAAUUUGGAGCUCUUGUAUUGGCCAACGCUUGCGGUCCUUGUAUUGGCCAAUGGGAUCGUAAGGAUGUGAAGAAAGGCGAGAAGAACACAAUCGUCUCGUCCUAUAACCGCAACUUCACGGGUCGUAAUGACGCCAAUCCGGCCACUCAUGCGUUUGUCACUUCACCCGAAUUGGUGACCGCACUCGCGAUCGCCGGUCGACUGGACUUUAAUCCUCUCAAAGACGAACUGACCGGCGCUGACGGCAAGAAGUUUAAACUGGAUGCGCCCACCGGUGACGAGUUGCCGUCGCGUGGCUUCGAUCCCGGACAGGACACAUAUCAGGCGCCACCCGUUGACGGAAAGGGCAUUUCUGUGGACGUCGACCCCAAGAGUAAACGCUUACAACUGUUGGCCCCGUUUGACAAAUUUGAUGGAAAGGACUUAACAGAUAUGGUUGUCCUCAUCAAAGUGAAGGGCAAGUGUACAACAGAUCACAUCUCAAUGGCCGGGCCGUGGCUUAAAUAUAGGGGUCAUUUGGACAACAUCUCCAACAAUAUGUUUAUUGGAGCGAUUAAUAUUGAGAAUAAUGAGGCGAAUAAAGUGAAGAAUCAAUUGACCGGUGAAUGGGGUGCAGUGCCCGACACGGCCCGCGCCUACAAAGCAAAGGGUGUCAAAUGGGUUACCGUUGGCGACGAGAAUUACGGUGAGGGCAGCAGUCGAGAGCACGCGGCUCUCGAGCCCAGACAUCUCGGCGGACGCGCUAUUAUUGUCAAGAGUUUUGCCAGAAUUCACGAAACUAAUCUAAAAAAGCAGGGAAUGCUUCCGUUGACGUUCUCUAACCCUAAAGAUUACGACAAAAUCCAACCGACGGACAGAAUAUCAUUACUCGAUCUGAAGAGUAUCGCUCCCGCAAAGGCCGUCAAAUGCGAAAUUAAACAUAAGGACGGCUCGAAAGACGUGAUUGAAUUGAAGCAUACAUUGAAUGAUCUACAGAUCGGAUGGUUUAAAGCCGGCUCUGCUCUCAACAGAAUGGCUGAAGUGAAGAAAUAAUGCACUUUUUUGUUGUUUUUAGCAUUUAUUCAAAUAGUAUAUUCAUUUCAUUCAUACAUAAAUUAAUUAAAUUUAGUUAUAAUUAGAUAUAAUAUAAACUUAGAUAUAAUUAUCCUUUUUUUGAUAACAAACGUCAU
Molecule: messenger RNA, 2807 nt
Organism: Medioppia subpectinata
Lineage: Eukaryota; Metazoa; Arthropoda; Arachnida; Sarcoptiformes; Oppiidae
Source: the annotation of a GenBank genome assembly